Nematostella vectensis (starlet sea anemone) is the source of this 1899-nucleotide messenger RNA. RefSeq names its product 2-oxoglutarate and iron-dependent oxygenase domain-containing protein 2. Gene Ontology annotation, molecular function: iron ion binding; oxidoreductase activity, acting on paired donors, with incorporation or reduction of molecular oxygen; L-ascorbic acid binding. The transcript is spliced from 7 exons. The record is from RefSeq and is a predicted model, not a curated record. Bases 53 to 1087 code for a protein of 344 amino acids. NCBI's taxonomy places the organism in Eukaryota, Metazoa, Cnidaria, Anthozoa, Actiniaria, Edwardsiidae.
GGCACGCGACAAGAGUACUCCGUACCAGGCUCUUUGGACAGUCACGUCCAAGAUGGCGGCCGACUGCAACCGUUUCGUCUGUCGUUGUUUUUUUACGCAUAACAUCUUUCUCGAGCAAUAUGAAGCUCAUGUUACGUUUGAGAGUGAGCAGCAAUUCACCAGUCAAUAUAAAAAGGCAUUUUACAACAGAGGAUGUAAUACAGAGGAACAAUGGAAAUCACUACUACGGAAGGUUAAAGAAGAAGUCACCAGGAGAGAAAAACUUGUCGCUGAAUCAAAAAGAAGAAAACAGCAGAUAGCACAAGCUUACUCCCCUCUUCACCCUCACCUAUACAAUCUAGAGGAAUCAUUUUUGAGUGACACUUUCCUGCAAGUUGUCAGAUAUGCCAAAAGAAAUGAUGCGACUGCCAAGGAGUUGGUUUCUAUGCUUGAGGUGUGUCAACAAGGUCUGGAAGUAUACAGACUGCCUGUCUUCACUGAGUCAUUUUGUGAGCAAUUUAUAGAAGAGUUGGAACACUUUGAAUCAUCAGAUGUUCCUAGAGGGAGACCCAACACUAUGAAUAACUAUGGAGUUCUUCUAAGCGAUCUUGGUUUUGACGAACACUUCAUUAACCCUCUGAGGAGAGAAUACCUUCAGCCUAUAACUGCCCUUCUGUUCCCCCAGUGGGGUGGGGAUGGGCUUGACUCCCAUAAGGCAUUCACAGUUCAUUACAUGCCAGGCAAGGAUACUGAGCUAAGCUAUCACUAUGACAACGCUGAAGUAACGCUGAGCGUGUGCCUUGGUAGAGAGUUCUCAGGUGGUGAUCUGUAUUUUGGAGACAUGAGACAGGUUCUCCUUGAGGACACGCAGUGUACUGAAGUUGAGAACAGACCAACUUACGGAUUGUUACACCGUGGGCAGCAAAUGCAUGGAGCCCUGCCAACCACACAGGGAUCCCGAUACAACCUUAUCAUCUGGAUGAGGGCCUCAGCUGUGAGGAACAAAUUGUGCCCCAUGUGUAAUAGGCCUCCACAGCUGGUACAGACAGAGGGGGAAGGGGAUGGGUUUACUUCUGAUGCAGUUGUACAACUUUGUGCAACUCUAUAGAAUAUAUAGAAUUGUAAAAUAAUGACUGAAAAUGAUAAUAUUUAUGUAAAAGUAUGGUCUAGAGAAAUUUUUUUAUAGAGCAAACUAUUAAGCUUAUGUUUGUGAGCUUUCUUUUUAAGUAACAGUCCAGCUAAUAGGUAACUGCAACAAAUGCAUGGAAUGCAAAAUGUACGCUGGCAUGUAGAAAUGUAUUUGUUAAUACUAGAAAUUUGAUUGGCCGAGACACAGAAUUUAAGCAUAAGUUACACUUAAAACAAGAUUUUACCUAAUGUUUUUUAAUAUUUAUUGUUAGGAAUUAUUAUUUUUUUGUAAAAUGACUUAUUAGAGAAAGUUGAAGUAGGUAACCUUGUUAAAAUUGGAAGAGAAAAAAACUAUUGUCCCUGCUCCAUCUGAUUGGUUCAAAACAGAAAAUCACCAAGAUUUAUUAGGGAGCACAUUUUCUGCAUAAUUUCCUUAAAAUCUCACUAUACUUUAUAUGUUCUAGUUGUUCUAGUCUCCCGCGCAGCCAUUCUUUGUGUCUGUCACACAACGCUCUCAUCCAGGAGUGUUGCGUGACCGACAUAGGGAAUGUUGCGUGACCGAUACAAAGAAUGGCUGCGAGGGUGACUAUACAUGUUCUUACCAGUAUGUUUUGUAUAAAAAAGAUCCUAUAUGGGGAAAGCUUUUUGUGACAGAACAAUGGGACCUUGGUUCCUUAUUUCAUGAAUGAAUACAAUAGGAUACAAUAGGGAUGAAGAUCGAAGGACUCAUGGCACCCGAAGAUACAAUAUUGCAACAUUGUUUUUUAUAUCAAAAUUUUGCAACUUUAAAAA